AUGGGAAGCAUUAAUCCCCCCCAAAUCCUCGACAUCCGUCGAAGCAAAUUUGAAGAGUCUAUCCCAAAACAAGUUGAAGCGGGACUGUUAUCUAGCCCAAAGACCCUUCCGGCACUUCUUUUUUAUAGCACUGAAGGAAUACAACAUUGGAAUCGCCAUUCCCAUGCGUCUGAUUUCUAUCCCAGACAUGAAGAAAUUCAAAUUUUAAAGGACAAGGCUACAGAUAUGGCGGCAUCAAUCGCAGAUGGGAGUGUUGUUGUUGACCUCGGAAGCGCAAGCCUAGACAAAGUCAUACACCUUCUAGAGGCCCUAGAAGCUGCUCAGAAGAAAGUCACCUACUAUGCGCUGGAUUUGAGCUUUUCAGAGCUCACCUCAACCUUACAAGCCAUACCAACCGAUCAAUUUGUUCAUGUGCAGUUUUCUGCCCUUCAUGGCACAUUUGAUGAUGGCCUUCAGUGGCUAAAAGAAACCCCUGUUAUCCGGGACCAACCACACUGCCUUUUGCUGUUCGGAUUAACAAUCGGAAAUUUUUCCCGCUCAAAUGCAGCGAAAUUUUUGCAUAAUAUUGCCUCUCACGCUCUGGUUGAGUCUCCUUCACAGAGCUCCAUUCUACUGACACUAGAUAGCUGCAAGGUCCCUACCAAAGUUACCCGGGCCUACACAGCAGAGGGUGUCGUUCCGUUCGCAUUGGAGUCACUCAAGUAUGGCAACACUCUCUUCCAGCAGGAUGGAGGAGAAAACGUCUUUGAUCCCGAAGAUUGGUAUUUCCUCAGUGAGUGGAAUUACGUGCUUGGAAGACAUGAAGCAUCAUUGGUACCUCGAUCAAAAGACAUCAAGCUCGGGCGGCCUCUGGACAAAAUUGUGGUAGGCAAACACGAGAAGGUUCGCUUUGGGUGCAGUUACAAAUACGACUCUGAGGAGCGGAAGGAACUCUUUGGAACUGCUGGGUUACGCGAUGUGAAGUCGUGGUCGAAGGAAGGUUGUGAUGUGGCAUUCUACCAGCUGAAGUGUUGUCCAAACUAG
Trichophyton benhamiae CBS 112371 is the source of this 1023-nucleotide messenger RNA. RefSeq lists its product as uncharacterized. The record is from RefSeq and is a predicted model, not a curated record. Gene Ontology annotation, molecular function: methyltransferase activity. Bases 1 to 1023 code for a protein of 340 amino acids. The transcript has 2 exons. Lineage: Eukaryota; Fungi; Ascomycota; Eurotiomycetes; Onygenales; Arthrodermataceae.